This is a messenger RNA of Coccinella septempunctata (seven-spotted ladybird), 1430 nucleotides long. RefSeq lists its product as uncharacterized. The record is from RefSeq and is a predicted model, not a curated record. The transcript has 2 exons. The coding region runs from base 367 to 1278 and encodes 303 amino acids. NCBI's taxonomy places the organism in Eukaryota, Metazoa, Arthropoda, Insecta, Coleoptera, Coccinellidae.
UAAAUGCCCCAAAAGACCCACCAAACCCAUAGAAGGUAUUCCUAACGUAAAAAUUCGGUCAAUUAACAAGAAAAGUGCAGAAAUAGACAAAAAAAAAAACGAAAAACAGUAGAAUACAUUCUUACUACACUAUACAUGACCACAUAAUAGAUACAUUCAUAAAUAAGAUUAAUAAACCUAAGAAUACAGAUAGACAGCAACUUAUAUCAAAACUCCAGAAAAGAUUUAUAGACCUUUACAAAAUAAGUACCAUUCCAACCUUCGUUGGAAACCGGCUGUACAUUUUGAUGUUCGAUCUGGAGGCAGAAGUUAAAUCAGUAGGCACAGAACCUACGGAGGGGGUUCAAGCAGAAAGAAUAGCACACGAUGAUUAAAUGUUUAUAUGCUAAUAUAAACAGUUACAACAACAAAAAAGAACUUAUUAGGCACUACAUAGAAAAUAACUCCAUCCAAUGUAUGAUGAUGGUGGAAACCAAGACUAAACUGAAACACAAUGUAAAGUAUAAAAACUGGGACACAAUAAUCAAACAUGGUAAUAUAUUGAACGAAAAUACUAGAGGAGGUAGCUUAGUACAGGCAGAAAAGUUCAUAUCAAUUGGGAAAUCUAACCCUCCACACCUCAACAAUCCCUGGAAUGAAGUACUACACUUCACAAUACCAUUCAAGGCCGAGCGGAUACAUAUAUUUCUGGUGUAUAUACAUCAUUCUAGCCAGUACAUCGAGGAAAACUUACUGGUGAAAGCAUCUCAAUACAAAUACUCCAUGAUUAUUGGGGAUCUAAAUGUAAACAAUCGAAGAAAAAAACAGCUGAAAAACUUUACAAGCAACUCCGACUUUGUAGAGAUAUGCACUCCACCUACGUUUUUAAUGGAAAAUAACAAGGGCACCACUCCAGACAGAUUCCUGUGCACCAAGAACAUCUUACAGAAUAUAAAGAAUGUGCAACUCACUCCAGACUUAGGCUCUAAUCACCUGGCAAUCGAAUUCGACCUAGACCUUGAAUCUAACCCCCUAAUAUACCCAACGGAAACCAGGUACGACUACUCUAAGUGCCAUAUCGGCAAAGUUAAUGCCGAAAUGUGUCAACUGUUGAAGUCUGGGCUACCAAUCACCACGAAUUACAUCACAUCGUUUACUCAAAACCUCUCGGAAAUAAUCAAGAAGCAUUCUCCAAAGAUUCAAGUCAAAUAUUACAGCCAGAAAAUUCCAGCCUAUAUAUUGAGGCUAAUCAAGGUUAAAAAACAAAUGUAUAGGGAAAUAACAAUAAAUGAAGGCUAAAUACAAUGCACUAAAUAAAGAUAUUCACAAACUCAUCAACCACUACCGCUCACAUAAAUAUCUGGAAGCCUGCAGAGAAAUCAAAGAACAAAAGGGGAAAACAUACUGGAAAACCAUUAAGAAACCAGAAUACCACAGACACCAUCGAAAUA